Physcomitrium patens is the source of this 2879-nucleotide messenger RNA. The record is from RefSeq and is a predicted model, not a curated record. NCBI's taxonomy places the organism in Eukaryota, Viridiplantae, Streptophyta, Bryopsida, Funariales, Funariaceae.
UUGUCUUGGGAUUUGAGCUUGAAUUCUGAAGUUGUUGAUUGUUUUGGAGUUGGAAAUGGUUGGAUGAUUGCGGAGGCUGAAGUGAGUGGUUCUUUGCAGCGGGGAGUGAAUGAGAGACUGAGUGAGUGAGUGGUUUAUGAGGUGUAUGUGAGGUUGUUUUGUUGCGAAUUUUUUGUGAGGCUGUUAGUUGAUGGAUAGUUUGGUUGGUGGAUUUUUUGCGGGAGGGGAGUGGUGGAGCGUGAUUGGAUUUGGAGAAUUUGGUGGAGUGGUGUAGUGAUAGGAUCUGGAAGACUUGUCGUGGUCGAUUUAGAAUCUAGGAAUCAUGGAUUCGAGCGUCCUUGUAUUACAGUUGUGUUGAUUGAUAAGUGGACGGAGUUUGCUUGCUUGAGCUGGAGUAUUGCAUGAGGGAGUUGGAGGUGGUGAGUGUUAUUUUUCGACGCUGGAGAGGGAGGCUUUUGGAGAUCCUCGAAGGAUUUUGUGAAGUUUUUAGUUGAAAAAGAGGUUUCGUUAACGGGAGUAGGGGAGUUUGUCCGCAGAGGAUGAUCUCGCGGCAAAUAGAAGGAGAGAAGUUCCGCGGAUUUUGUUGUCGUCAGCGCCAUCUAUUGAAGAGACUGACUUGAAUGCAAUCCUCUACAGAGAGUAGCAGCCAUUUUACAUGCUACAGGAGGAUCUGCCGGCAUACACUACCCCUAGUGCGGAUCAGAAUGGAAGCAUUCGGGAUGAUUAUACCUCUCAAGAUGCGUUAGCGGUAUGUUUCGGGUAGAGUAGGGGCACUAUCUAGAAGGCGAAGCAAGAUGGGAGCGACGGUGAGGGAAUUGGGUGGAAGUGAUGGAUGACUGCUCCUUUGUAACUUAGAAGAGAAAAUGGAAGAGAGCCCAACAGAUUGAGGAAAGAAGGGCCUGGAAUUGGAGGACAAGUGGAUCCCGUGGGGAAGGAAUCUUCGGGUGAAAGCUUUGCCGAAUGUAAUAAAGGCUUACCUCAGCAAGAAGAUGCUACGUCUUUUCCUGUUUUAGGGGCGAAGGAGGAUUAGGCAUUUCUACCACCGAGUGGCCGGUUGGGAACUAACAAGAGUAGAAGCAUGCAGAAAACGUCGAUCACUCAUAUGAAGCUCGACGGCUUGUCUGGGAUUGAGGGAAGUGAUUUGAGAGAUGAAUCUGUUGCAUCAACCCCUAGAAGUGGAGACGAACAUGAGAAAUCUGUUGCUAGCCGUGACACCCUGCAGUCUCCGGAUGGUUCUGUGCGGUUGGUGCGAUCUUCUUCUGGAGCUGGUAAUAGAUGGCGACGCCUUCGUCACUCAGUGCAAUUUGCUGCUUACAUGACUCAAUUGAGGCAUGGAGAAGCUGAUCUUAUAGAAGAGAAUGCAAAUGAGGUUUUGCACAGACAAAAUAGCAUGAAAGAUGGUUCCGGAUUCUCAGGAGGUGUGGCAUUUGAUGGAGCGAAGACAGCUGCUACUUCUUCCCCCAAAGGAAGGAAAGGUAUGGAAGGCAUGCUGGUGCGGCAUGAUAGAAGCUUUCUCACCAUAUUGCAAGACUUCUACGUGGCUUGUUUGAAGAUGCCUAUGGGACAGUUUACUGUUGGUGUAUUCCUAGCGCCAUUAGUACUUGGAUUGCUGUUUACUCCUCUGUUCUUGUUGGACAAGGGGGGGCUCUCAUUUGAUGGAACCAGAGAGGCUGAGGCUGCCCCUGGAGAAGGUUCAGUUGUAGCAGCUACGCGGGGGUUCUCUGCACUUCUCAAUGUCUACCUCUAUGCAUUGUCGUUGUCAACAACGUUUGGAGGGUCACCGGUGGUUGCACAUUCGCCAUUUUGUUUGCUGGUGGCAAAUGUGAACACUCUUGUGGCCCAAUUUCUUUUUGUCUUUCUUAGUGGAGGAGUGUUUGCAAGGAUGUCACAACCUUCAUCUCCCGUACGAUGCUCUAAGAAGGCGGUUAUUCGUUGCGAAGACUAUGUAUCAACAUCUGAAAUAGAGAAAUAUAGGGUUUUUGCUGUACGGCUGGUGUUGACAGGCCCUGCUCCAUGCGAAUUGGUAGAUGCUAAAAUCUGUUUGACUUUCCGGAUAUUUGUGAAACUACCUUCGGGCUCCAUGUUUUGUUCUUCCCAGGAUCUUCAGCUCGUUCGACCUGAGGUCUCAUACCUGCAAUAUGGACUAAUGGUUCGACACAUAAUCGAUAAAAAAAGCCCUAUGUUUGGGCAUACAAUGAAGACUUUGAAAGAUGGAGAUGCUUCUUUCUCACUUACCAUCAUGAGUCUGGAACGUACGUCUAUGCAACCAAUUUUUCAUUUGCAGGAUUAUUUCGUAUGUGAUGGAGACCUUGUGUGGGAUGGAGACUUCGAGGACUUUAUUCACAUUAAUGAGGAUGGACAACGUAUUCUGGAUCACUCAAAGAUAGAUUUGCUGAAAACGUUCAAGGUUGGAGGAAUUGUAGCUCAGGCUAUUUCAAGGAUGGGAUCGGGUGUUGCUACACGGAAGGAACAGGAAGCGUUACGGAAACUGGAGGUUGAAGCGAAGUUAGCCGAAGGUGUUGCGUCAGCUUUUCAGUCACCGAAGGCGUUGUUGGAAGGGUUGCGCUCACGGAAAUGAUGGAAGUCGAAAUCAACCUCUUUCACACGAGAUCCAGGCUGGUGAUCGUGGUAAUGCAGGUUUAUGUUAUGCGUUAGAAUGACAAGAAUAGUCUGGAUAUUUAAUAUAGCCUGGUACUUUCACUAGUCUGUUAGAUUGGAGGAAUUAAGACACCCAUGUUGAGCAUUGUGUUCAGAGUAGGUCUCCUCAGUUGCAACUGCCGAUGUAUUCAAGGACCUACACUGGUGGCGCCACACCACACAAGGAUAACUGUAAAUGACGAGAUUUUUGUUCAAUGUCUUAAAUUGUUCAUAUACCUCAA